GUGUCCUCGCCGUGUGUGCUUAUUUAAGUGGAAAUUUUUAGUAAUUCUUAAUUUGGAAGCUAAACACAAUUUUGGAUUUUUGAGAGAAAGCCAGAAUGUCUACAGCUCCCUGUAUAACAGACGGCACAAGCAUAUGCACACGAAAGGAUAUCGAGAUUGCUGUUACCAACACUGAGGGAAGAGAGAGGAAAGUCCUACAAAACGACGAGGCAAUAGGGCCAUAUAUUCUCAAAGCUCAAAUUAGGGACAAUUGUCAAUGCUAUCCUAUAUCUAUUUCUGAUUCAAAACUGAUUCAUACUCCUUCCAAUUCGAACUUGAACCAUCAUGGACAAAGAAAUAUAUUAAUGCAGUCUAACUCAACCAACAACAUCCAUUUUAAAACGAAGGUUCAACAGAACUUACAAGUGGAUAACCACUUGGAUAAAAUGUCAGUUCGAUCAGUCAGUUCAGAGGAUGUUUCGACAGCAGUGGAGGGAAAGUGCUGUAGCGCUGCAGCACGUAAUCCGGCAAUCAAAACUGGACGACGUAUUCAAUUAAUGCAAAUGAUAAUUUUACCAUUUAUUCCAAUACUGGCAUUGAUUGUUCAAACAUCUGUUAUUCUCCAAGAAAUUCUCGACUACAGGGCAGAAGUGGCCGAUAUCGAAACUCAGGUAACAAUAGCUACAAGCUUGGGGAAAGUGGUGACGCGCUUGCAGCUGGAGCGAUCGGAAGUAUCUUUUUAUAUUUUUACAAAUGGCAGUAGAGAGCGAUCAAACUUAACGCAAAGAUUCACUGUAACCGACAACGCAUUGAACAAUCUAACAACAUGGAACGAAGUGAGUGUACCCACAUUACCAGACGAAGAUGAAGAUAAUGUUGAAGUAAUGCUUAACCAGACAGAGUUCCAAAACCGUUUAAAUGAGUUCAGAGAUCGAGUACGAUCGGAGCCGGAAGACAGUUCAAUAACGGAUGUUAUGAACUGGUAUACAGCGAUCAAUCGAGCUCUGUUGCAUCACCUUACCGAACAAAUAAAAGAAACGGAUAACAGUGGCGUUUGGCGCUAUCUCAUUGGUUUCAAAAAUCUGUUAAAGAGUAUUGAGUGCCAAAACAUUGCGGCUUCCUUUGGAAUCAAAUACUAUGGACGGGGGCAUUUGGGCUUAGAUGCGUUUGUUUCCUUUAUACGCUACGAAUUUUUAUCACGUGAGCUUAUCAAUUCUACUUUGAAUUAUGUCCCCAGCUUGAGGCCAAUGUACUUGAACAUAACAAGGACUGAUAAAUACAAGAAACUAAAAGCAAUGAACGUAAAUGUUUUGAAAAAUAUUCGAAAUGCGUCGGAUGAACGGAGUGCGAUACAAUACUAUGACGCCAUGCACAAUUUUACAGAUGACUUGCGGAUACUUCAAAAGGCUCUGCGAUUAAAAAUUAAAGAAUAUGUCGAUACAACCCUUUCUGAAGCUGCGAACAAGGAGGCGGUUGGCAUUGCUAUCCUGGUCGUCGUUCUAUGUGUGUCUCCUAUUAUCAUUAUUUUGGUUAAGAAUGCUGCUGCUACUAUACAGAUGUACGCAGUGAAUUUAGCCCAAAAAGCCAGAGAACUGAAAAGAGAAAAACGUAAAAGUGACUCGCUGCUUUUUCAAAUGUUGCCGCCGAGUGUUGCAAUGCAGCUGAAACAGACCCAACAGGUGCCCGCUGAAAUGUACGAAGCUGUAACUGUUUACUUCAGCGACAUCGUGGGCUUUACGGAGAUAGCUGCAAGAUGUACACCAUUGGAGGUGGUUACCUUCCUUAACUCGAUAUAUCGUGUUUUUGAUGAACGCAUUGAAUGCUAUGACGUUUAUAAAGUAGAAACAAUUGGGGACUCAUACAUGGUCGCAUCCGGACUACCAGUGAAAAAUGGCGAGAAACAUGUUUCGGAAAUUGCCACAAUGGCGCUUGAUUUACUAGACGCAUCAUCUUUUUUCAAAAUUCCGCGGUCAACAGGCACUUUGCAAAUCCGCUGCGGUAUCCACACUGGCCCUGUGGUAGCAGGAAUUGUCGGAACCAAAAUGCCGCGAUAUUGUCUUUUUGGAGAUACUGUAAACACUGCGUCACGAAUGGAGUCUACUGGUGAGUCCCACAAAAUUCACAUCACGGACGAAAUGAAUGAAGCACUGCACAGGAUUGGUGGCUUUCGUACAGAGCAUCGUGGACUUAUUGAUGUAAAGGGUAAGGGUCUGAUGAGCACGUAUUGGCUAACUUGCAAGGAUGGGCCAGUGAAGAUACGCGGUGAGGAGAUCUCCUGGUUUGCUGACAUGCAGCCAGUGUUUUUGGAAAAACUGAAAUCAGAUCCCCUGAUAAAAAGCGGUGGAAGUAAGCGGAAAUAAGG
Molecule: messenger RNA, 2341 nt
Organism: Anastrepha obliqua
Lineage: Eukaryota; Metazoa; Arthropoda; Insecta; Diptera; Tephritidae
Exons: 14
Coding region: 96-2339 (747 amino acids)
Biological process (GO): cGMP biosynthetic process; receptor guanylyl cyclase signaling pathway; intracellular signal transduction
Molecular function (GO): guanylate cyclase activity; peptide receptor activity
Source: RefSeq, a predicted model, not a curated record